Molecule: messenger RNA, 1447 nt
Organism: Oldenlandia corymbosa var. corymbosa
Lineage: Eukaryota; Viridiplantae; Streptophyta; Magnoliopsida; Gentianales; Rubiaceae
Source: the annotation of a GenBank genome assembly
AUUUUCUAGUAGCUAUUCUUAUCUAAUGAUAGUAGUUCUCAUCUCAAAAGAUUACUCUUUAUUUUUAACGCGAAAGUUAAAUGAAAUGGUAAGAUUGAACUGGCAUUGUGAGAUAUGGUCUAGUGCCCAAACUUAUUAGUUUGGUCAAUAACAUUUUUUUCCCUUAGUUUUCUUUUUUAAAAAAAAUCAUAUUUAUGUUCUGGUUUUCAAGACUGAUAGUUGGCGGUUUCUUCGAAAGGAAUAGUAUGAAGUAGAUUUUGUAAUAAAGUGGACAAGUCGUCCCUCCAUAUAUUUGUGCCCAUGUCUAUGAAUUGAGAGUAUUCUUGACUAUUUCUCUUCCUUAAUUCUCUCCUUCUCUCUCUGACAAACAAAAACAGGGGAAGAGAAAGAAAACACCGUAAUCAGAUCUGAACACACAUUGUUCUUUCUGAUCGAUUCAAAAAAAAAAGGGGUUAAUUUAAAGAGGGGUUUAAUUGGAAUUCGGAAGAGGAUGGCAGUGGUAUCACCUUUAGCUAAAUAUAAAUUGGUGUUCUUGGGUGAUCAAUCCGUUGGGAAAACCAGUAUCAUCACCCGUUUCAUGUACGAUAAAUUUGAUACCACUUAUCAGGCUACGAUUGGAAUUGACUUUUUGUCGAAGACGAUGUAUCUUGAAGAUCGAACAGUACGCCUGCAGCUGUGGGAUACAGCUGGUCAAGAGAGGUUUAGAAGUCUUAUACCAAGCUACAUCAGAGAUUCUUCUGUUGCUGUGGUAGUCUAUGAUGUAGCCAAUCGUCAAUCGUUUUUGAAUACCUCUAAGUGGAUUGAAGAAGUACGGACAGAAAGAGGCACUGAUGUUAUUAUUGUUCUUGUUGGCAACAAAACUGAUCUGGUUGAUAAAAGGCAAGUCUCAAUAGAAGAAGGAGAUGGAAAGGCUCGUGAGGUCGGUGUCAUGUUCAUAGAGACCAGUGCUAAAGCAGGCUUCAAUAUAAAGCCAUUAUUUCGGAAGAUUGCUGCUGCCUUGCCAGGGAUGGAUACACUUUCAUCAACAAGUCAACAAGACAUGGUUGAUGUAGUUUUGAAGCCAACGUCAAAUCCGUCACAAUCAGAGCAGCAAGGAGGAGGUUGUGCAUGCUAGAUUUAUUAUCUUGAGUAGAAACAACUCGGAAAAUAUCAAACCAUAUUUAUGAAUGUGGAAAUUGAAGUAAUAUCAAAAUACGCAGGCUAUUGUUGUUCUCUUUUUGUUGAUUUGAAAGAGGGAGGUUGGCCGCCACUUUUUUACCUUGAAGCAGAUUUAUAUAAACUAGGAGGAAAACGUCGGCAUGCUAUUACUGUAUUGUCCAAUUUCUCUGAUACCACUUUCUUUUGUUAAUAUCAUGUUGAUUAAUGUGUAGGUUUUAGGACCUCAAUAUCCGAUGCAUAAACUCUAUAAUUGCAAGAAAAUUUUUUUGAGCAGAUUCCAAGUUCAAAG